UCGCCGCGAUAACACGUCUGUGCUAUCGAACUUUUUGUAUUAGAACAAAAAAUGUCGAAGUGCUUACGGACCGAAAGUGUUGUAUCUUUUUAAAAGUGUUAUUGUGAUAGAAACUUGGUAUAUUAAAUAACUUUAGAUAGAAUAUUGAUCUGUGUGAUUACAUCAGUGAUAGGAAGUAUCAUUUCGUGAUAGACUUUUUGCUCUCAUACGUGAUAGGAACAGCGGUCUGUAUAUCGAACGUGAUAGGAACUCGGUCGGCAAUCAGUGAUAGGAACUGUUACGGUUAUCAUCAUCAUCAGUGAUGGUGAUGGCCAGCGGCGGCGGUGGCGGGCUGGUGCAGUCCCCACCGGACAUGCUCCAUCAUCACAACAUUAUGGACACCUCGUCCCACGUCGAAAUGAUGCCCAAGAAACUCCGCCUGUCAUUAUGCGUGGGCUGUGGCGGCCAGAUCCACGACCAGUACAUCCUGCGCGUGGCUCCCGACCUCGAGUGGCACGCAGCCUGCCUCAAGUGCCAGGAGUGCAGGCAGUUCCUUGAUGAAUCCUGCACGUGCUUCGUCAGGGACGGCAAAACUUACUGCAAACGGGAUUACACAAGGUUAUUCGGUACGAAAUGUGAUAAAUGCGGAGCUUCCUUCAGCAAGAACGACUUCGUGAUGCGCGCCAAAACGAAGAUAUACCACAUCGAUUGCUUCCGAUGCUGCGCGUGCGCACGGCAACUUAUACCAGGAGACGAAUUCGCGUUACGGGAAGGUGGUGCGUUGUACUGCAGGGAAGAUCACGACGUGUUAGAAAAGAGUGCGAACACAAGCGGCAGCAGUGGCGCCAACGCGGAGAGUAACAACAACACAACACUAAGCAACAACAAUUCACAUCUCCCACACGAGCUGGGCUCCAUGUCUGACUCUGGCAGCGAAUCUGGCUCCCAUAAAAGUGGGCGCGCGCGCACGGCUAAUGCGGCCGACGGCAAACCCACUAGAGUACGCACCGUGCUCAAUGAGAAGCAGUUACACACGCUCAGGACUUGCUACGCUGCAAACCCUCGCCCUGACGCGCUGAUGAAGGAGCAGCUCGUGGAGAUGACAGGCCUCAGUCCUCGCGUCAUCAGGGUUUGGUUCCAAAACAAACGCUGCAAGGACAAGAAGAAAACUUUGCAACUUAAAAUGCAAAUGCAACAGGAGAAGGUGGAAGGCCGUAGGCUGGGAUACAUGUCACUGGGAGUACCACUAGUGGCGGGGUCUCCGGUGCGGCACGAGGCGGGCCCGCUGCCGCUGGAAGUGACCGCCUACCAGCCGCCCUGGAAGGCGCUCUCGGACUUCGCGCUGCACGCGGACCUCGACCGCGCGCCGCACCACAGCGCCGCCUUCCAGCACCUCGUCAGUCAGAUGCAUGGCUACGAUGUCCCUUCCCUGCCUCCACCACGUCCUCAAGGAGGCGAGGACAACUACGUCACAUACCUGGAGAGCGACGACAGUCUCCCUCCCUCGCCCUAGUGCCGUCUCACAUAAUCACCUCCACGCGAGAGGGACGGACGAUGUUUCCGAACGAAAGCGCAACGAACUGUCAACGUCAAGUUGUAAUGUGGCGCCGUACCAACAUUGAGACACUGAGUGAUGUGAUUAAAAUAUUUUAAAUGUUGGCAUCAAUUUUAAAUCGAAUAAAUUGUGUUCUAAAGUUAAAAAUAAAUAAAAGAUUUUGUUUUUUAAUACUUUUUAUUUCAAAUGGUCAGUGUUUUUAUUUGUGUUGAUUAUAGUUUGAACAUUCAAUUGAGAAGUGGGAUAGUGCAAAGAUUUGAAUAGAAUUAAGUAAUAUCUUGCCAAUUUUGUAUGGGUAAGUAUUCACGACAAUGGUCGUAUCGACAGUUAUAGAUUAUUAAAAUUCCCGACUUCCUCUUGUCAUGUAAUAUUUUUAUUGUUACAAACACGUAUGAUAUU
Messenger RNA from Papilio polytes (common Mormon), 1933 nucleotides. RefSeq names its product insulin gene enhancer protein ISL-1 (gene tup). NCBI's taxonomy places the organism in Eukaryota, Metazoa, Arthropoda, Insecta, Lepidoptera, Papilionidae. The record is from RefSeq and is a predicted model, not a curated record. Gene Ontology annotation, molecular function: DNA-binding transcription factor activity, RNA polymerase II-specific; cis-regulatory region sequence-specific DNA binding. Gene Ontology annotation, biological process: neuron fate specification; axonogenesis; positive regulation of transcription by RNA polymerase II. Gene Ontology annotation, cellular component: nucleus. The transcript is spliced from 9 exons. The coding region runs from base 302 to 1492 and encodes 396 amino acids.